UCAACCAAUCCAAGCACCCAUCACUCCUUCCCUUUUCUCUCACUCCACACCCAAAACAAUAUAGAGAAAGAGAGAAAGAGAGGGAGGGAGACAAUGAAAUUCAAAUUGAGAAAUACUCAUAUUACACAAGUCCCAUAAAAUUUUCCCAAGAAAAGUUACAAACAUUGCUGACCAGAGACUCUCAAUCAAGCUCUGCAGGUAACAGAAGCAAACUGUUCAAUUUUGCAUAUUGAUUAGUUUAUGUGUGCACUUAGGGAGCCAUUAGAGCAAACAAAACCCAGAUCACAGAAAUCUUUGAUUUGAAUGCCCAUUGAGGAUAUUGGUUUAUUUUGAUCUUGUUUAGGGAAAAAUACAGAUUUUGACAAAUGAAUUCUGACUCACUUUCCUUGUUAUCACCAAACAAAAAAUCUACCACAAUCCCCACUAAGGAGGAAGGAGAAGAAGAAGAAGAAACCCCAAAGUCAACCAUAGCUUUGCUGUCUUUCAACACUGAUUCUUCUUCAGUCAAUCCUUCAAAACCCACCUUCACUACCCUGAUUCUCACUUCUCUUUUUCUCAUCACUUCCAUAGCUCUCUUUGCAGCCAUUGUUUUUGCCUUUCUCUACUUCUCAUCUUCUUCCUCAUCAGAUUCUUCUGAGGUUUCAAGAUCACUCAAAAAACUCAAACGGCCAGUUGUCCUUUUGGUAUCUUCUGAUGGGUUUAGGUUUGGGUUCCAAUAUAAAGCCACCACUCCAAACAUUCACAGGUUAAUCAAGAAUGGGACAGAAGCUGAGAUGGGUUUAAUUCCAGUCUUCCCAUCUCUGACUUUCCCUAACCAUUACUCUAUUGUCACUGGUGUCUACCCUGCUUAUCAUGGGAUAAUAAACAAUUUCUUUAUUGAUCCUAACACUGGUGACUAUUUCACUAUGCAAAGCCAUGAUCCUAAGUGGUGGCUUGCCGAACCGCUUUGGGAAACUGUGGUGAAUCAUGGUUUGAAGGCUGCAACUUACUUCUGGCCUGGGUCUGAAGUGAAUAAAGGUUGUUGGACAUGCCCGGAGUUUUACUGUAAACGAUAUAAUAGUUCUGUGGCCUUUGAGGAUAGAGUGGAUACUGUAUUGAAGUACUUUGAUUUGCCUAGUGAUGAAAUUCCUUCUUUUAUAACAUUGUAUUUUGAGGACCCUGAUCACCAGGGCCACAAGGUUGGGCCUGAUGACCCUGAGAUCACAGAAGCUGUGAUUAGAAUUGAUAGGAUGAUUGGGAGGUUGAUUCAAGGUCUUGAAGGUAGAGGGGUUUUUGAGGAUGUGAACAUUAUCAUGGUUGGUGAUCAUGGGAUGGUGGGCACUUGUGAUAAAAAGCUCAUCUUUUUGGAUGAUUUGUCUCCAUGGAUUCAAAUCUCAAAGGAUUGGGUUCUCUCCUAUUCUCCACUUCUUGCAAUUCAACCACCAUAUAACUACUCUGCUAAGGAUGUUGUUGCCAAGAUGAAUGAGGGGUUGCAAUCAGGGAAAAUUGAGAAUGGGCAGUACCUGAAAGUGUAUCUCAAGGAGGAGCUACCUGGCAGGCUGCAUUAUUCAGGCAGUUCCCGAAUUGCCCCGAUCAUCGGGUUGAUUGAUGAGGCGUUUAAGGUCGAGCAGAAGAACACUGAGAGGAAAGAGUGUGGCGGAUCGCAUGGCUAUGACAAUGCAUUAUUCUCGAUGAGGUCCAUUUUCAUCAGCCAUGGUCCUCGCUUUGCCAGAGGCCGAAAAGUGCCAUCUUUUGAGAAUGUUGAGAUAUACAACUUGGUCACUGCAAUCCUCAACAUAGAAGGUGCACCUAAUAACGGCACAGCUUCAUUUCCAGACAAACUCAUUCUGCCCUGACACUGAAACAUUCAUAAAGCAGCGUUUUUUCAUACAUUAUUUGCUUAUUUAGUCUGUUAGCUUCUGCAGAGGUUAGAAUUUUAGCUUCUAAAUUUAUAUACAAUUCUUAGAUUAAUAAUUCUUGGUGUUGUUAUAUAGAGAUAUGAUGAUACAGAUUGUUGAUUUUUA
Messenger RNA from Ipomoea triloba (trilobed morning glory), 2003 nucleotides. RefSeq names its product ectonucleotide pyrophosphatase/phosphodiesterase family member 1-like. Gene Ontology annotation, cellular component: vacuole. The coding region runs from base 366 to 1835 and encodes 489 amino acids. The record is from RefSeq and is a predicted model, not a curated record. The transcript has a single exon. NCBI's taxonomy places the organism in Eukaryota, Viridiplantae, Streptophyta, Magnoliopsida, Solanales, Convolvulaceae.